Truncatella angustata is the source of this 1236-nucleotide messenger RNA. Its product is annotated as nucleotide-diphospho-sugar transferase. NCBI's taxonomy places the organism in Eukaryota, Fungi, Ascomycota, Sordariomycetes, Amphisphaeriales, Sporocadaceae. The transcript has 3 exons. Bases 1 to 1236 code for a protein of 411 amino acids. The record is from RefSeq and is a predicted model, not a curated record.
AUGCCUAUAACUAUUGGAAAUACGCGUAUCUGGCUACCUCAUCGGAGAAGCUACGCAGUCAAAGACAAGUCUGAAAUAUGGCCUUUAGCGAUCGAAUACGAAAAGAACCAUGACGGGAGUUCCUCGGUCGUUGAAGACCAACAGGGCCUUCUCUUAAAAGUCUCAGGCCCUGAGAAACACACGUGGACUAUAAGACAACUUGCUGAUGGCGAAGAACCAGAUGUCAUGCAAAUGGCUCCAUGGGAGCGACCCUUUGCACGUCUAAUUGGGUUCAGUAGUGUGGUUACCGACGUACUAUCCUUCUACAAUGCAUAUUACCAAAUACAGGCUGUGAUGGAGAUAAGGAGAGAACAGAAACCUGCUGCUUGGGGAGUGUUCUUAGCUUGGUUUAUUAUUGGGGUCAACUUCAUGCUAACUACCCCAAACAUCCCCCUCGUUGCUGUAAAGCUCAGAACAUAUUGGGGAAAAUUUCGACCUCGACUUCGUCUCGUCGGCACAGAUGUGCCACAUGUUGAUGUAGUCAUUCCCUGCUGCAAAGAGUCCAUCGAUGUACUACAGGACACCAUUAUGGCGGCUAUAGCACUUGAAUAUCCAGAAGACCGAUUCCGAGUGAUUGUGGCUGACGAUGGUGGGUCAACACAGCUCGAGUCAUGGAUCACUGAAUUGGGACAGUGCAACCUCUAUUAUACUGCCCGUAACGAGAACGGCCGGACCGGCUUCAAAGCCGGAAACCUGAAUCAUGCGGUUCAAUUCAUCGAGCAUCAGCUUGGUCAGCCCGCAGAGUUCAUUGCUUCAUUGGACGCUGAUAUGAUUCCCGAGCGGAACUGGCUACGAGCGAUCACAGCACAUAUGGUGCUGGAUCCUAAGUUGGGAGUUGUUUGCCCCUCACAAAGCUUCUAUAACUUUCCUGAUAACGAUCCCUUGUACCAGAGCCAACUGAAUUCAUGGCGGUGUACCGAUAUCAUUCGUGAUUUUGCUGAUAUUUCAUGGAACACUGGAUCCGGUUUCAUCUUGCGGCGCCAAGCACUCAUAGCCACCGGAGGCUUCCCUACUCAUUCUCUUACCGAGGACGUUUUGAGCUCUAUGAUGAUGAUGGCUAAAGGCUGGAGAACAGGUUAUCUGGCCGAGUCGUUACAGUAUGGGCUGAUGCCGGAUUGCUACCUAGCCCAUGUCAAACAGCUUACCCGCUGGGUAUGUACACUCGCAAGCCGUUGUCGACAAGGGCAUUGUUACUAA